Molecule: messenger RNA, 4613 nt
Organism: Myotis daubentonii (Daubenton's bat)
Lineage: Eukaryota; Metazoa; Chordata; Mammalia; Chiroptera; Vespertilionidae
Gene: CNNM3
Product: cyclin and CBS domain divalent metal cation transport mediator 3
Biological process (GO): magnesium ion homeostasis; transport
Cellular component (GO): plasma membrane
Molecular function (GO): transmembrane transporter activity
Source: RefSeq, a predicted model, not a curated record
GCGGAGGUAGGCUGCGCAGGGCCCGGGACGGGCAGCGGGCGAUGGCGGCAGCAGCAGCAGCGGCGGCGGGGCGGCUGGGCUGGCUGCUGGCCGCGCUCUGUCUGGGUCACGCCGCGGGGGAGGUGGCGCAGGGUCCACGGGUGCUGGGCAUUUGCCUGGAGCAGGCCGGGUCCGCGGGAGCGGCGUGGGCGCGCGGAGGGGAGGUGCCGGCCGUGCCUGAGGCCACCUUCCGCUUGCGCCUCUUUGGCUCGGGCUUCGGGAACAGCUCCUGGUCCUGGGCGGCCCCCGAGGGUGCGGGCUGCCCCGAGGGCGGACCGGCCGCGGCGCCCGGGGAGGCGGCGGCGGUCCCGACAGGCGAGUGGCGCGCGCUGCUACGCCUGCGCGCCGAGGCCGAGCACCCACACUCGGCGCUGCUGGCUGUGCGCGGGGAGCCGGGCGGCGCGGCAACUGGGGAGACGGCGGCGGCGGCGGCGGCCCCCGCGGGCGAGUGGCAUGCGUUGCUGCGCCUGCGCGCUGAGGCCGUGCGCGCGGAGCCCAGCGUCGCGGCCGCGUUCCAGGAGGCAGUGCCGCCCUGGGCGCUUGGCCUGGGGGCUGCGGGGCUGCUGGCGCUGGCAGCGCUGGCACGGGGCCUGCAGCUGAGCGCGCUGGUGUUGGCACCAGCUGAGGUGCAGGUGCUGCGCGAGAACGGGUCGGAGGCGGAGCGCGCGGCGGCGCGGGGUCUGGAGUCGGCGCGGCGUUGGGCCAGCUACGCCCUGAGCGCGCUGCUGCUGCUAGCCUGCCUGGCACAGGCGGCGCUGGCGGUGCUGCUGUAUCGCGCGGCCGGCCAGCGCGCUGUGCCCGCCGUGCUGGGCAGUGCAGGGCUCGCGUUCCUGGUGGCCGAGGUGCUGCCCGCCGCCGUGAGCGGACGCUGGACGCUGGCGCUGGCCCCGCGCGCUCUGGCGCUCAGCCGCCUGGCCGUGUUGCUCACCCUGCCCGUGGCCUUGCCGGUGGGUCAGCUGCUGGAGCUGGCGGCGCGACCCGGGCGGCUGCGCGAGCGCGUGCUGGAGCUGGCACGAGGUGGCGGCGAUCCCUACAGCGACCUCAGCAAGGGCGUGCUGCGCUACCGGACGGUGGAGGAGGUGCUCACGCCGCUGGAGGACUGCUUCAUGCUGGACGCCAGCACCGUGCUGGACUUCGGCGUCCUGGCCAGCAUCAUGCAGAGCGGCCACACGCGCAUCCCCGUGUACGAGGAGGAGCGCUCCAAUAUCGUGGACAUGCUCUACCUCAAGGACUUGGCCUUCGUGGACCCCGAGGACUGCACGCCGCUCAGCACCAUCACCCGCUUCUACAACCACCCGCUCCACUUUGUCUUCAACGACACCAAGCUGGACGCCGUGUUGGAGGAGUUCAAGCGAGGGAAGUCCCACCUGGCCAUCGUGCAGAAGGUGAACAACGAGGGGGAAGGGGACCCCUUCUACGAGGUCCUGGGCCUGGUCACCCUGGAGGACGUCAUUGAGGAGAUCAUCAAGUCCGAGAUCCUGGACGAGUCCGAGGACUACCGAGACACCACGGUGAGGAAGAAGCCCGCUGCUCUCAGUGUCCCUCUCAGGCGGAAAGAGGAAUUCUCCUUGUUCAAGGUGUCUGACAAUGAGUAUAAAGUGAAAAUCUCGCCUCAGCUGCUCUUGGCCACCCAGCGCUUCCUUUCUCGAGAGGUGGAUGUGUUCAGCCCAUUGCGAAUCUCCGAGAAGGUCCUGUUGCACCUGCUGAGGCACCCCAGCGUCAACCAGGAGGUGAGGUUUGACCAGAGCGACCGCCUGGCUGCACACCAUUACCUGUACCAGCGCAGCCAGCCGGUGGAUUACUUCAUCCUCAUCCUGCAGGGCAGGGUUGAGGUGGAGAUCGGGAAGGAGGGCCUGAAGUUCGAGAACGGGGCGUUCACCUACUAUGGCUUGUCUGCCCUGACAGCCCCAUCCUCGGUUCACCAGUCCCCAGUGUCCUCGCUCCAGUCCCUCUGCCAUGACCCGCAGCCCGAGCCAGCUGACGGCACCCGCCUCUCCGCGUAUUGUCCUGACUACACCGUGAGGGCCCUCUCCGACCUGCAGUUCAUCAAGGUCACGCGGCUGCAGUACCUCAAUGCACUCCUGGCCAGCCGGGCCCAGAACCUCCCGCCGUCCCCUGAGAGCUUGGACCUCCAGGUCAUCCCAGGCAGCCAGACCCGGCUCCUCGGUGACAGGACGGCCGCAGCAGCAGCCUGCCCCGCACACCUUUCCCUCUUUGGCACAUUUGGAAACUGCAGUUGAUAAUUGACUGGAUUAGUGAGCGUUUUUUGUUUUAAGAAAACACCAAGGGUCCAACCACGGUGGGCCCGGCCUCCCAGCGGAGGAGAGCCCUGGGCGGAACCCAGGAGUGUAACUGCUUGCCAGGCAGCCCAGGCCUGGGAGCCGGCAAGCACGUGGGGAAGCAGAGAGCCCAGCCGCCCUCACCCCCUCGGCCACGUUUUAGAGGCCUUCUAGGCGCAGGGCCGGAGCCCCUGCAGGCUGCCUCCUCUAGAAAUGGGGUCGGCGGCACAGCCCUCCAGGCCUGCUUCCGACGGGAUGGAAGGAAGGACACCGUGUCUCCGUGGCCGGGCCCAGCCUCCUCCGUGACGGCCACGCCACGUUGUGAGUGCACGAUCGCGGCCUUCCUGUGCCCGCGGCCUGUACCCCCUUUGCUUCUCUGCCAACCGGCUGCUGCUGGCAGCACUUUCUGAGCAACAAGAGCACCAGUGUCGGCUGGGGGUGCAAACCCAUGGCCUUGUCAUGGCGAACUUGGCGGCUUCCCGACAGUGCCACGUCUCGGCGCGCCCCAGCCUGUCCUUUGUGCCAAGCCUGGAAGCACAGUUCCUCACAAGUCGGUGCCACUAGGCCGCCCCUCCCAUGGAGGUGGCUGGCUGACCCGGCAGGGCCCCGAGCAAGUCGCUGGCCCCGCGGCAGGACGGCGGGGCCUGCGCCUCCCGCCACUCGUCUGCCUGGGGGGCGGAGAGCCCGGCCACGGAGCAGCUGCCAGCCAUCCUCACCCCCCCAGGCCACGUUCUGUGUUUUAACGAGAGGUCAUGUGUGAGAGGAAGGGCUCUUCUGCUGCGCCCCAUCCUUUCUUCAUGGUCAGAUCCCAGGAAGAGGAACCAACUACUAGACCGAUUUCACGCCUUCCUCCCGGGCUUCCGGCGGGCAGGCGGGCUGUGGGGCUGUGAGUGCGGGGAGAGCCGUGAGGGAGGGAGGGUAGGAUAAGGGCCAGGUGGGUCCCCGCCACCUUUCUUUUAAAAAAACACGAGAUUUCUGUCUCUGAAACAUUUCAAGCUUUUGCCUGUUUCCUGUCCCUCGCUAUGGGUUCUAGAGAAUCGGGAGCAACAAGAUUCUCUCUUGGUUGUUUGUCUUUUUCUUCCUGUUUAUUUACCGUCCACGGUUCAGCCGCGCAGAAGCGGGCAGCACAGGGACCUAGGACCUUAGAGCGGGAGGGAACGGAGGGUUUCUGGAACCUUUCUCAGAGGAAUCUGGGUCCUUAUCUGGGAUCAGCAGGAAUGAAGGUCAGAGGGUGGCCUGCUUGCUGAGAGGCUGUUCUCCAGGAAUUCACCCCAAGAGCAGAGUCCGGGGUGGGAAACGGCCGGUCAGGUCGUUAUUCUGUGUCUGUAAUGCCGACGGGGUGCCUGGGGGUGAGCUUGCUGGUAUCAGUCUGCCUGUGCAAGUUGCAGAACCUGCUGACGACAUUGAGGACUUGACUGUACUUUACAGUCACCUCUCUCCAGAACAGGGUUCCCCACCUGGGCUGCAGUUAGAAUCACCCGGCAAAUUAAACAUACCGAGGCUGUAAUGGGGCUGACGUCAGGAUUUUAGUUUUGAAAUAACUUUAGAUUCACAGGAGAGGUCCAUGUGCCCUUCAUCUGGCUUCCCCUAAUGUUAACAUCUUACAUCACCUCAGUACCUUUAUCAAAACUAAAAGUUAACACUGGUACAAAAAUAACUAAAUGACACUUUAUAAUGUGGAUUUUAUCAGUUGUUCUAAUGUCCUUUCUCAGUUGCAGGAUCCAUUCCAGGGUACCAAUUUAGAGCUAUUACUUUUUUUUCUACCUAUUUGUUUUGAAAUUACAGAUUCAUAGGAAGUUGCAAAGAUAGAGGUACCCUUCACCUUGCUUUCCUCCAUGGUUACAUCUUAGUUAUAAUACAGUAUCUAACCAGGAAUGGACACUGGGCAGUGAGGAUGGUUUGUUAUAUAUCAUCUCAUGUGUAGCUUUGUGUGACUGCCGCUACAGUCUGCACACAACUGUCCCAUUACCAUCAGCAUCUCCCUCUAACUACCCUUUUAGAGCCACACCCCCCGCCCCCAGCCGCCAUCCCUAAUCCCUGGCAACCCCUGAUCUGUUUGUCAUCUCCAGUUUUGUCAUUUCAAGAAUGUAUAAAUGGUGUUGAAAAAUCUGUAACCGUUUGGGAUUGGGCUUUCUCAGCAUAUACUCCGAUAUUCAUGCAGGUGGUUGCGGGGCCCACGGUUCGUCCCCUCGGGUGGUUGCGUGGUUUCCGUGGUGUGCUCGUUCUAGUUACGGACAUGGGGGUGGUUUCCAGUUUUUGGCUAUCCCGAAUAAAGCUGCUAUAACAUUCAUCACA